CGGUCCCCUCGGUUCGUGGAUCCUGGUACUUGUCAUCUAGGUGGGAUCCGGGGACCUGGACUUUCCCCGCACAUCACACCCUCCGGGAGGAAAAAAAACACAACGAAACCAAACCAACCAAACUUUCCUCCUCCCGCUAGGAAAAACAAACAAAUUCUUGAAGGAUGGACCUGCUCCAUUGGUGUCUGCUGUGGCUCCUGUUACCGCUCACCUCGAGGACCCAGAAGCUGCCCACCCGAGAUGAGGAGCUUUUUCAGAUGCAGAUCCGUGAUAAGGCAUUUUUCCAUGAUUCAUCUGUGAUUCCAGAUGGAGCUGAAGUCAGCAGUUACCUCUUCAGACACACGCCUAGAAGGUAUUUCUUCAUGGUUGAGGAAGACAACACCCCUCUGUCAGUCACAGUGACACCUUGUGAUGCACCUUUGGAGUGGAAGCUUAGCCUGCAGGAGCUGCCUGAAGAGGCCAGUGCGGAUGGAUCAGGUGACCCUGAGCCACUUGACCAGCAGAGGCAGCAGAUGACUGAUGUGGAGGGCACAGAACUGUUCUCUUACAAGGGCAAUGACGUAGAGUAUUUUCUGUCUUCAAGUUCCCCAGCUGGUUUGUAUCAGGUGGAGCUUCUUUCAACAGAGAAAGACACACAUUUCAAAGUGUAUGCCACCACCACUCCAGAAUCUGAUCAGCCGUACCCUGACUUGCCAUAUGACCCCAGAGUUGAUGUGACCUCUGUCGGACGUACCACAGUCACUUUAGCCUGGAAGCCGAGCCCCACAGCCUCUCUGUUAAAACAACCCAUAGAGUACUGUGUGGUAAUCAACAAGGAACACAAUUUCAAAAGCCUCUGUGCAGUGGAAACAAAGAUGAACUCAGAUGAUGCCUUCAUGGUGGCACCCAAACCUGGCCUGGACUUCAACCCCUUUGACUUUGCCCAUUUUGGAUUUCCAAUAGAUAAUUUGGGCAAAGAUCGAAGCUUCCUGGCAAAUCCUUCUCCCAAAGUGGGGCGCCAUGUCUCCUGGAGGCCCAAGGUUGACAUUCAGAAAAUCUGCAUAGGAAACAAAAAUAUUUUCACAGUCUCUGACCUGAAGCCUGACACCCAGUACUACUUUGAUGUCUUCAUGGUCAAUACCAACAGCAACAUGAGCACAGCUUACGUGGGUGCCUUUGCCAGAACCAAAAAGGAAGCAAAACAGAAGACAGUGGUGCUCAAAGAUGGGAGGGUCACCGACGUGUUUGUUAAAAGGAAGGGGACAAAGUUUCUACGGCUUGCUCCAGCUUCCUCUCACCAAAAGGUCACCUUAUUUAUUCACUCUUGUCUGGACACUGUUCAAGUACAAGUGCGAAGAGAUGGAAAGCUGCUCCUGUCGCAGAAUGUGGAAGGCAUUCGGCAGUUUCAGCUCAGAGGAAAACCCAAAGCAAAAUACCUCAUUCGACUGAAAGGCAACAAGAAAGGAGCAUCCAAGUUGAAAAUACUGGCUACCACCAGGCCCAGUAAGCAGGAAUUCCCUUCUCUUCCCCAAGACACAAGAAUCAAAGCCUUUGACAAACUACGCACCUGCUCUUCAGUCACUGUGGCUUGGCUGGGCACCCAAGAAAGGAGAAAGUUUUGUAUCUACAGAAAAGAAGUGGAUGGAAACUACAGUGUAGACCAGAGAAGAAGAGACCAAAACCAGUGCCUCGGACCAGACACUAGAGAGAAGUCAGAGAAGGUCCUUUGCAAAUACUUCCAUGGCCAAAACCUGAAGAAAGCAGUGACCACCGAGACAAUCCGAGAUCUACAGCCUGGCAAGUCUUACCUGCUGGAUGUCUAUGUCGUAGGACACGGGGGACACUCUGUGAAGUACCAGAGUAAAGUCGUGAAAACAAGGAAGGUCUGUUAGUUACCUUGAGUGAAGAUGUGUAGACCUACAGGAGAGACAUGAAAUCACUUUGCCUGUAAACUGACUACUCCCACACGGCAAACGGAAGUUGUGACCUGUGCUUGAAAGAAGAUGCCAACCUGCGUACAUUAAUGUCUGUCUAACAUAACCUGUAGACUUGUGUUCACACACAGCUGUGGGACUUACGGUCCAUCUGUCUGAUGUUGGUUGAUGUCAAACAAAGAGGGUAUCUUGAUGGAUACCACUCUUUGCUUUGACCAUUGCAUGAACUGCUUCUAAAUUAUUUUAUUACCUAAAAAUUUAAAAUAUGCCAUUCGUUGCACACAUCACAAAUGCAUAUCAUUCCUCUCUAUAGAUGU
This is a messenger RNA of Psammomys obesus (fat sand rat), 2230 nucleotides long. It is a transcript of the gene Ndnf, whose product is annotated as neuron derived neurotrophic factor. Gene Ontology annotation, molecular function: protein binding. The coding region runs from base 165 to 1871 and encodes 568 amino acids. Gene Ontology annotation, biological process: extracellular matrix organization. The record is from RefSeq and is a predicted model, not a curated record. The transcript has 4 exons. NCBI's taxonomy places the organism in Eukaryota, Metazoa, Chordata, Mammalia, Rodentia, Muridae.